Messenger RNA from Dama dama (fallow deer), 7305 nucleotides. RefSeq names its product leucine-rich repeat transmembrane protein CCDC168-like. NCBI's taxonomy places the organism in Eukaryota, Metazoa, Chordata, Mammalia, Artiodactyla, Cervidae. Bases 2944 to 7305 code for a protein of 1453 amino acids. The transcript is spliced from 6 exons. The record is from RefSeq and is a predicted model, not a curated record.
CCCUGGAGAAGGAAAUGGCAACCCACUCCAGUGUUCUUGCCUGGAGAAUCCCAUGGACAGAGGAGCCUGGUGGACUAUGGUCCAUAGGGUCACAGUGAGUCAGACAUGACAGCACAACUCAGCUUUCCCUGAGUUACCCAUAAGAAACUACUGAUUGGCGAAAUAGCUUGUCACUGGAGAACUGUGUACCAAGCCAUGGGUGGGGAUCACAUAACUGCAUUUUUGGUUGUCAUGACUGGGGUGGAGUGCUCCUGGCACCUCACAAGAAAGGGAUUCUAUUAACAUCCUGCUGUGCACAGGACAACCAACCACUACAAAGAAGUUCCUAUCCAAAAUGUCAGUAAUUCCUAGGUGGAGAACCUUGUCCUUGACAAACCAGCUUUGAGAUUUAUCUUUUUAAGUUCUUUCUCCUGCACAUUAGCUUUUUGACACCACCCCUGAAUCCAUUUGCUUUCCUUUUAGUUACCAAAUCCUAUGUUUUCAGUAUCAAAGUCUGAUUCUACCCCCAUUUCAUUUACACUGCCUGGUAUACAAGCCCAGCCCUCAUCAAUUCACAUCUGUAUAAUUACAGUAGCCUAAUUCGUUUUACUAUUGUCUCCUUGUACCAGUAAACCAUUUGACACCUUUAACUCAGAAACUGUUGGUGGAUCUCCAAAGGUGAUUGUUAAGGUUAAAGACCUCAGUUCAAGGCCCUCCCUGAUGGGCUCUACCAACAUUUUAACCUUAUUUUCUUUCCCCCAUACUCUGAACCUAUACAUAGUACUCCAGCUAAACUCGGUGCACAAAGUUUUGGAACAAAGUCUUUCUGCCUUCUCCUCCUGAAAUUUUUUUUGUUAGUCUUUGUCUGCUACCAAUCCUUCUCAUCCUUUAAGGCCCUUAAAUUCUCUUUACCACUUCACAGCUUUUCUUGAAUUACCCCAACCAAGUAUCUCCUUGGAAGCCACAUAUCUUCUCUCAGGAAGUAAUGCUUAAAAUUCUACAAGCAAAGCUUCAACAGUACAUGAACCAUGAACUUCCAGAUGCUCAAGCUGGAUUUAGAAAACGUAGAGGAACCAGAGAUCAAAUUGUCAACAUCCAUUGGAUCCUCGAGAAAGCAAGAGAGUUCCAGAAAAACAUCUGGUUUGUUGACUACACCAAAGCCUUUGUGUGGAUCAAAACAAACUGUGGAAAAAUCUUAAAGAAAUGGGAAUACCAGACCAUCUGACCUGCCUCCUGAAAAGUCUGUAUGCAGGGCAAGAAGCAACAGUUAAAACUGGACAUGGAACAACAGACUGGUUCCAAAUAGGGAAAGGAGUACAUCAAGGCUGUAUAUUAUCACCCUGCUUAUUCAACUUAUAUGCAGAGUACAUCAUGUAAAAUGGCGGGCUGGAUGAAGCACAAGCUAGAAUCAAGAUUGCCGGGAGAAAUAUCAGUAACCUGUGAUACUCAGAUGAUACCACCCUUACAGCAGAAAGCAAAGAAGAACUAAAGAGCCUCGUGAUGAAAGUGAACGAGGAGAGGGGAAAAGUUGGCUUAUAGCUCAACAUUCAGAAAUCUAAGAUCAUGGCAUCCAGUCCCAUCACUUCAUGACAAAUAGAUGGAAAAACAGUGGAAACAGUGGCAGACUUUAUUUUUUUGGUUUCCAAAAUCACUGCAGUUGGUGACUGCAGCCAUGACAUUAAAAGAUGCUUACUCCUUGGAAGAAAAGUUAUGACCAACCUAGACAGCAUAUUAAAAAGCAGAGACAUUACUUUGCCAACAAAGGUCCAUCUAGUCAAGGCUAUGCUUUUUCCAGCAGUCAUGUAUGGAUGUAAGAGUUGGACUAUAACGAAAGCUGAGUGCUGAAGAAUUGAUACUUUUGAACUGUGGCGCUGGAGAAGACUCUUGAGAGUCCCUUGGACUCCCAGGAGAUCCAACCAGUCAAUCCUAAAGGAAAUCAGUCCUGAAUACACUUUGGAAGGACUGAUGCUGAAGCUGAGACUCCAAUACUUUGACCACCUGAUGCGAAGAACUGACUCAUUGGAAAAGACCCUGAUGCUGGGGAAAGAUUGAAGGCAAGAGGAGAAGGGGAUGACAGAGGAUGAGAUGGUUGGAUGGCAUCACCGACUCGAUGGACAUGGGUUUGGGUGGACUCUGGGAGUUUGUGAUGGACAGGGAGGCCUGGCGUGCUGUGGUUCACGGGGUCGCAAAGAGUCAGACAUGACUGAGCGACUGAACAACAAAUCCCUGGAAGCGGAGACUCUUCUUUACCUCUAUGCAAACUUAAGCAUUAGUUGGAGUGGUAGAUAUUAGUGGUAUACUAAUUAACGGGUUCAGUGUCAUCACUUAAAAGAUCUAAGGAAAGAACUAAAGAGUUUCUUAGUGUUAAAAUGUUGAAUCCCCUUUAAGGUAGUAAACAUCAAAUGAAUUUAAUUUCUCUUGCCAUUGGUCAAGAGAAGUUGAGUAUUUCAUUAGCUGCAUUAAAUAUGGAAAAGCCCAGCAGAAUAAAAUCACCCUGUUUGUAUAUAUGGAAGGGGAGUCAGAGAGGAGGGUAUAUUUUACCCUAGAAAUGCCAAGAGGAAUUGUUUCUUCUAGAACUAAGGAAUUCCUAUACCAUGCAUCCCAGUGAGACAUACUUUGCAAAGACAAACCCCAAGAUCACAGUUAAACCUAAAUUAAGAUCAUAAACUCCUAGGAUGUGUCAUUGAUCUCCUUCUCUCUAAUGCUCUAGGUUAGUAAGAGCUCAAGAAAUCUUUCUUGCACUCAAAGUUAUGCAACAGAGAAGGCCUGAACAAUUAACUCUGGUGUAAAGAACUAUACUUCUUUCUUCAGCCCACCUUGAACAAGUGAAGACAGUGGAAGUAUUAAUUCAGUACAUCUCCCAAGGGAAAGUGCUCUAAAUCCAAGAAGAAGCCUGCACUUCCUUCAGAAAAGGAUAAGUCAGAUGUCCACAAGAAAGAAGACAAUGGAAGUUGCCUGAAAAGCAUGAAAUUUGAUAAUUGGUCAGCUCUUUCAUCCUCAGAAGCAAGAGUUGAUGACUUUUCAGAGAGAACAAUUGCUUCAUCAGUUACAUCUGAAGGAAAUGAAGAGUACUUUGAAGACAGCAUUCCACCACCAGAUGAACCACCACGGACAAGUACCAGUGAAAGUAGAUUUCGAGUAAGUCACUUUAGUGAAAGUCAUAUGACAUCUUCAAAUGGGACUAGCUCAUCAUCUUUGUCACUAUUUCAUUCAGAAGUACAGGAAAUUUUGCUAAGGUGUAGUGGGUGUCCUAAAAAUGAACAUGAAACAAUACAGUUUUCAUCAAAGAAAUUAUUUUCCAUAAUGAAAAGUAACAAAAAUAAAAAUAGGAUGUUUUCUUCUGACUUUAACUUUUCAAGAACUUCAAGAAUCAUUAUAGAAAGUGAAGAUAUAGAUGUGGCACCAUGCCCUCCUGCCCAUCUGUUUCUUUCUAGAGACCAAGUCAGACUUCUGGAAGAAAAUGUGAGAAAUCAAAGCCCUUCAAAAUCCAAAGCCACAUUAGAGAAUAAAAUUACCUCUCUGUACUCAAUCUCUCUAGAGCCCUUGGUUCAGAAUCAAGAUUCUGCUACAGUGGACAUUUCUCCCCAAGCACAAGCUUCUUUUUCCAGACAAACGGCUCCUCAGAGUCAAGGAUUUUCCAAAGCCCAAUUUACUGGUGAAACUCACCAAUUUUUUAACAAUCAGGCAUCAGUCAACAGGCAGCCUGAGAGUGAGGCCAGAUACUUUGCUCUGCCUCAAGAUUUGGUGAGGGAACCACUUUCCAGCAGCACCCAAGACUCCUUCCAGACCCUAGACAUGGAUAGGAGCCAACAUCUGGUCCAAGUUCCACAGUCUGUUGAGACUCGAGAUUCAGUCAAGGGCCUAGGGUCUGACACAAGACACUCAGACGAGGCCCAGGAUUCUGUCUCGUCUGAAGGUUCAAACAAGAUUAAAUAUUCCAUCCCAGGGCAAGACACGAUUUUAAAGGAUGCCAGACAUCUAGUUUUACCUCCGAGCCCAAGUUCAGUUGCUAAAGUGAUGCCACAACUAGAGCAUGUUAAGACUGAGGGCCAGAAGCAAAUUGCUUCCUCAACAUUAAACCAGCCUCCUGCAUAUGGCUCACUGCCUCUCAUGACCAGGCAGAAAAACAGAAGAAAAAGGUCACGCAGUAAAAGUGAACUUAGCCUUAAAGAUCCGCCUCAGAAGUCAAAGAAAACACCGGCUUCACAGGUAUUUCAUACCACAGCGUGUCACACUGCAGAGUGCAGGCACUUAAGAUAUGAGCAUAAAACUAAGAAGAAAGAGUUACAUCAAAGAAAAGGUGUAUCAGGUAUAGCGUUGCAUUUUACGUAUGCUUUCAAGCUUGUCCCUCCUUAUAUUAGGAAGUAUUCCAGGAAAAGACAAGCGAAAUUCACUCCAGGUUUAACAGAAUGUAGAGAUUUUCUGCCGAAACCAGAUCAGUCACUAUGUGCAGAGAAAGUUAAUUACGUAGGGUCUGUUGAGGAAAAAGGAACCACAGGGAGUACUGAAAAUGAAGAGCAGCAUGGCAGAAACAAUAAAGAGCUGGAAAACAUUUCACAAGAAAUUCCAUCUCAGCUAGAACAGUCUUUCAUGGUCAAUACUUGUCCACACAAAGUACCUUGUCCUCCAUUAAUAGAAACAAACUGGAUGAAUAAAGAGUCUCUUGAAGAUCCAAAGGAAAUGGAUAUGACAGAGUCGUGUGCCCCAAAUAGCGAAACAACAUCUGACCUGCCUGUUGCCAGGCAAGAGACACCUUUAGAAGAAGCCAUAUCAGAACCUUUGAAGAAAUGUGUUUCCUCUCCCCAGAUGAAGUUGGACAGAAACAUGAAAACAUGGGAGGACCUACGAGGUACAGAGAAUUCAAAUCCUGCCCUUUCAAGCAGAGAGGAGUUACCAACAAGUGUAUCAGAAAUGCAAAGGUGCGUCUCACAGGGGAACACAGACAGGAAAGAUCUUGAAAUUGUUCUGGAGUCUUCCGACAUCAACAUGUUCGUUUCCCUAGGAGCCAAAAAGCAUAAAAGCAGUGGACAACCAGCAGGUGUAGAAAUUCAGGAGAGGCCAGAAGAUGUGACUGAGAAGGAAAAGAAAGCAUUAAGAGUUCACGUGACAGAGGAAGAUGACGUAAGUGGAAGUGAGGAACUCGAAUGCAGCGCUAGCAGCAGCAUUAACAAUAUGCAAGAUGAAAGCGUAUCUGCUGUGUUUCACGAAGCCACUCAUACUGCCCUUUCUUUACCACCUCGUCUGACAAUGCAGAGUCGAUUAAAAACCAAGAUGGAUACCUCAGAAAUAGAGUUUAGUUUUUCAGCAGUAAAGCCAGAUGAAUUACCAGAUAACAGGGAAAUGUAUUUUUCCUUUGAGAAGAACUGUCUAGUUAAAAAACCACAAGAAGACAACAGAGAGGAAGAACAACAGGCUCCACAAGAAGCAGCUUCGCAGCUAACGCCAGGUUUCAGGUUCAGCCUACGACUACAGCAGAAGCCCACGUAUGUCAAACUGGAACUAGGACAGAGUAGUUCAAAAGGUCAAACCACUCAAAAUGAAGAGCUCAACAUACAUCCACAAACUGUCUCUACAGAGACAACUGUGGGGACUAGCCAAUGCCCCACGAUGGAUCCAUUUCAAGGUGAGGUGAAGCAAAGCGCAGACAGACCUACAGGCAGGGAAACUGCAGACCCAGUGCAUCCUCUCACCAUGUUCGAGAGCUUGCCAGUUUUAACUGAAUCAACAGGAUGUGGUGUCCCCUUGGGUGGAAGCCCUGAGAAGUCCCUGGAUGCUCAGAUUGCAGAAGAAAAGCAGGACUUAGAAGGGGUUUUACCUGAAGUUGCCCUGGGGUCUUUCCAUAGGCAUAUGCCUCCUUUAUCAAAUUUGAAAAGGAAGAAAAUCAGAAAAAAAAUAACGGGAACCACAAAUGUACUCGGUUUAAAAUGUGUGAUUAUGAAAGUAAAGAAGCCACCAAAAUGUCACAGAAGAAGAUUAAGAAGCAAUUUCAAAGUCAUAAUUAAACACAUACUGCAAGACAAAACCACGGCAGAUACGCUUCUGAAUGUUAUUGACCCUCGUCUGUCUAUUUUGCCCCAUGUUAGAAUGCACAGCAGAUUAAAUGUGGGGAAUCACAGUCAUACUGAGCUAAAACAAGAGACAUCAGAAGCUGAAAGAGAGGACGACUAUUCAGCUAUCAUUAAUAAAGGAAGAGACUCUGGAAACUCACUAGAAGCAGCUCGGUUGCAGGGGGACGUAAGCGGGGACCAGGAAGCUUCACCAGAAGCAGUCCUUGAGGAUCGCUGGAACCGCAGUUUGGAUGAAGAUCCAGAGAAAGAGCUUAAAUCCAUGAAAGAAAUGCAACAACUAAUGACAUUUGCAGAAAUCAUGGCAGAGUCUAUUCUCAUGGCCACAACAGAUUCCGUUCACAUUGAGAAUAUGGAGAAAAGCCUGACAGCACCCACAGAUUUAAGAUGCACUGCAGAUGAUUCUGAGAUGUCUCCUCCCACAUCAGAAAAAUCACUGAUUGGAGACCCUUUAAACCACACAAGAGAAAGUGAUGUCCCAGAUGAUGGAAGUGAUACCAGGGAAACAAGUUACUGUUUUGCAGCAAUGAAGGCGGAACGACCCGAAGAUUUACCAGCAGUUUUCCCAAAGACUUUUAAUUGCCACAUGCCUGUCUUAUCUCACUCUAAAGUGAAGAAAACUAGAGUAAGAUCUUCACCCAUAGAAUGUAGAGUGAACUCCAAAUCCGUACCUAUGAAGACAUUGAAGCCAUCCAUUUCACAAAUGUGUAAUAUCACAGGUCAUCAAAGAAAGAAACUGAAAUCUGAGUUUAAGGCCAAGUUUGAAAAGGUCGGCCAAGUUAAUGGACUGGAAUAUGAAUAUCUAAACACCCUUCACUCUCCUGUGCAUAGCAGGUUACAAGGAGAGACAAAGAGCUUCUGCCAUGUUCAGGCAAAGCUCUGGGGUCUAGCCAUUGAAGAGAGACCACUGUAUGUUGAUUUUUUUGAUGAGAGUAAUGCACUCUGUGAUAGAGAAGAAAAAGUACAAGAUACAGAGGAAAAGAAACAAAAGACUUUGCAAAUAACGGCUCCGCAACAUACCCAGUACCUCUGGAUCAAUGGAUAUGGAGGAAAGGAGACUCACCUUGCCGAACCAGAUGCAGGCCUGCACCGUUUAACACAGGAGCAAGAUACACAGCACCAAACAUGCUUUAAACAAGCUGCUCUGCAGACUGAUGUUCAGGUGGGUCCUCGAGAAGCUGAGGAACUCCCGAAGACCAACAAACCAGAAGAUGACCUAACAGCCCCUGCGGGCUGCCUGUUUUGCCAAACACCAAAAUGA